CUCCCCAUAUCUGAAUCAAAUCCUCUCUCUCCCCUUCUCUUCUCUCCCUUUUUAAUAGCUAUAUGCUUGCAUGGGAUCAGGUCUGUAUGGGGGUGUGUAGGAGAGAGAGAGGGGGGUAAAAGCUGAAAUCAGGAUACCAGGGACAGCCCCAAAAGGACUUGACUCAACGUAACUAAUAAUCAGUAGUGUCUGUGUGUGUCUGGUGCCAGUCAGUUUGUGUUGCUGGCAGACUAAACGAGAGAUUGAGUCUGUCACAUUGCCUCUGCUUGCAGCCAGCUCUAAGGUUUUUUUUUUGUUUUGUUUUUUUAAAGUGAAUGGUGUCACCAAGCAGCUGCCCACCAGUUUGUGGUUCUAGUGCAUUGAUUUCCUAUUUAUUCAAGGUGUGAAGAAUCUCAGACACUGUCCCAAUUGCCUCUUGCACUCUGAAACAGGAAGAUUGUGGGGCAUCAAAUGACCUCUCCACUCUAACCACCACCUUACCUCCAGCAGAAGACAAUAAGGAAGGAAAAACAAAACAAGCAAACAAACAAAAAAAAGAUAAACAAAAGGCAACUUUGAGGACAAAAGAGGAGGAAAAAGUGUGAAUCAUAAGAAGGAAAAAAAAGCUAAGAAAAACUUCUCAUCCUGGAGUCUUUACUUAUGAUCCAUGGGCAGAGCUUCAGCCCAUCCCAGGCUACUUACAGACCGGCUUUAAGCAAUCCGUAUUAUUGCGAAUUGCCUGGGAGAGCAUUGUCUCCAAACCAGAACAGUAUGGAAAUGAGAAGCGAGAGUCCCAGUUUAAGGGACAGUCCGGAUCGACGGAGCAACAGUCCAGAUGCUAAAAGUCCGCCCCCACUCAAGGUGGCCAGGCUGGAACAGAACGGGAGUCCGUCAGGUGCCAGGGGACGUCCGAAUGGUUCUCUCAACAAAUCUUUUGGAGGGUUGAUGCUCCCCGUCUUUUGCGUCGUGGAGCAGAUGGACAAUCGAGAAGAACAUGCAGAGUUUGUACUAGUCCGGAGGGAUGUUCUUUUUAAUCAGUUGGUAGAGACGGCUCUUCUGGCCCUGGGAUACUCCCACUCAUCCGCAGCACAGGCUCAAGGAAUCAUCAAAAUCGGACGCUGGAAUCCGCUGCCGCUCAGUUACGUGACCGAUGCCCCAGAUGUUACUGUCGCUGACAUGUUACAAGAUGUCUAUCAUGUGGUGACCCUAAAGAUCCAGUUACAGAGUUGUUCGAAGCUUGAAGAUCUACCGGCAGAACAGUGGAAUCACGCUACAGUCCGGAAUGCGUUACGGAUGCUGCUAAAGGAGAUGAACCAGAGUACCCUUGCCAAAGAAUGUCCCCUUUCUCAGAGCAUGAUCUCUUCCAUUGUAAAUAGCACAUACUAUGCCAACGUAUCCGCAACCAAAUGCCAGGAGUUUGGAAGAUGGUAUAAAAAGUACAAGAAAAUGAAAGUUGAACGGGACAAUCUUUCAGACUACUGCAUUCUGGGUCAGAGACCAACACAUUUACCAAAUAUGAACCAACUGUCAAGUCUCGGGAAAACCAAUGAGCAGUCUCCUCACAGCCAGCUUCACCACAGUCCCCCGAUUCGAAGCCAGGUCCCAACGUUACAGCCCAUAAUGAGCCCUGGACUUCUGUCUCCUCAACUUAGUCCUCAGCUGGUACGGCAGCAGAUAGCAAUGGCACACCUAAUAAACCAGCAGAUAGCUGUCAGCAGACUUUUGGCUCACCAACACCCUCAGGCAAUCAACCAACAGUUUCUAAAUCACCCACCCAUACCCAGACCUGUCAAGCCAGUGGAAUCCACCAAUUCUUCAGUGGAAGUGUCUCCUGAUAUCUAUCAGCAAGUACGGGAUGAGCUGAAGAGAGCAAGUGUGUCCCAGGCUGUUUUCGCAAGAGUGGCAUUCAACCGUACCCAGGGCUUGCUGUCAGAAAUACUUCGUAAAGAAGAAGACCCCAGAACGGCAUCACAAUCUCUUCUGGUUAACUUGAGGGCCAUGCAGAACUUCCUAAACUUGCCAGAGGCAGAGAGAGAUCGGAUCUAUCAGGACGAGAGAGAAAGGAGCAUGAACCCUAAUGUAAACCUGUUGUCCUCAUCAUCCAGCAGUCCCAGUUCCUCCCGGGUACCACAGAUGAAACCGGCCAGCACGCCAACAUCCGACAUCCAGGUAAAGGUGGAGGGGGAAAGCUCCAACGUUAGCAUCACAGCUGCCGUUUACGAUGAGAUUCAGCAGGAGAUGAAAAGGGCGAAGGUGUCCCAGGCUCUGUUUGCCAAAGUAGCUGCAAAUAAAAGCCAGGGCUGGCUCUGUGAACUACUUCGCUGGAAGGAAAAUCCCAGUCCUGAAAACCGUACUUUAUGGGAGAAUCUGUGCACCAUUCGACGCUUCCUGGGGCUUCCUCAGCAUGAGCGUGAUGCUGUGUAUGAAGAGGAGUCACGACAUCAUCAUAGUGAGAGGCUCCAGCAUGUGGUGCAACUCACCCCAGAACCAGUGCAGGUCCUUCUUGGACAACAAUCCCAACCAGCCAAAGAGACCUCCCCUCCAAGAGAAGAGACACCUGUUGCCCCACCUGCUCCUGAGGACAGCUGUACCAAAAAGCCAAGAUCCCGUACCAAAAUUUCACUGGAGGCUUUAGGAAUCCUACAGAGCUUCAUUCACGAUGUGGGUCUCUAUCCUGACCAAGAAGCCAUUCAUACUUUAUCUGCCCAGCUUGACCUCCCAAAACAUACCAUCAUAAAAUUCUUCCAGAAUCAACGCUACCACGUUAAACAUCAUGGCAUACUCAAGGAACAUCUAGGGAUUGCAGUGGAUGUGGCAGAAUACAAAGAUGAAGAGCUCUUGACAGAAUCAGAGGAGAAUGACAGUGAGGAAGGCUUGGAGGAGAUGUAUACCGUAGAACAGGGCCAGGAAAAUAGUGGCAAAAUCAAGGCUAACCAAUCUGAGGUGGAUCAGAGAUAAUGCAACUCAUCAUUCAUUAAAAAUGUAACAGCAAUACAAGUGCACAAGAAAAGUCACUAUUGUCAAAUGUAGCGCUCUCUGCUUCCUGUGGAGAGUGUGGAACAUUGAGUUGUGGUAUUGCUAUCAUCGAACCUUGCCUUGACACUUGAGUGUACAAAUGACAUCUGACUAUAAGAAACAAGAGAAAAACUUUAUUUCCAAAUAUCUUACAAUGAAGGUUCACGAAAUUUACAGGACCUCAAAAUUGAUAAAAUCAAUGAAGGAAAAGUAUUUAUAUAGUUGACUAUAUGUGUGUGAUAUAUAUAUAUAUAUAUA
This is a messenger RNA of Pelobates fuscus (common spadefoot toad), 3252 nucleotides long. It is a transcript of the gene SATB2, whose product is annotated as SATB homeobox 2. Lineage: Eukaryota; Metazoa; Chordata; Amphibia; Anura; Pelobatidae. Gene Ontology annotation, biological process: regulation of transcription by RNA polymerase II; chromatin remodeling. The transcript has 11 exons. The record is from RefSeq and is a predicted model, not a curated record. The coding region runs from base 640 to 2937 and encodes 765 amino acids. Gene Ontology annotation, molecular function: DNA-binding transcription factor activity, RNA polymerase II-specific; RNA polymerase II cis-regulatory region sequence-specific DNA binding.